AGCGAGAGAGAGAGAGAGAGAGAGAGCCCAAAUCCACGCGAAUUCUAGUGGCAAUGGCUGCAUCGCCACUAGCUCCUCUCUCCGGCUGCGCUCGCCCAGCGACCACGAUCCUCUCUCGCAUCUCCACCGCCAUCUUCUUCUCCCCAAGCGGCCGGACUUCCUCCUCCUCCUCCGCCGUUCUCCACCGCCUCCCCUUCUCAACCUCUCCAUCUCCUCAGAGCUUGAGCCCCCGCACCCGCGGCCUCAGGCUCCCUGGCCCUCCAGGUUCUGAUGACGAGCUGGACAGCUCUGACUCCAAUGCCUCGCCCAAAAAGAGUCGGAACGAGAAGAAGCGGGAGGCCCGCCGGGCCGUGCGCUGGGGAAUGGAGCUCUCCGCCUUCCCUGUGCCUCAGAUCAAGCGUGUGCUCAAGGUGGCUUCUUUGGAACGCGAGGUGUUCGAAGCUCUUAUGUUGGUGAAGAGAUUAGGUCCAGAUGUGCGGGAAGGGAGGAGAAGGCAAUUCAAUUACAUUGGAAGACUUCUGCGGGAUGUGCAGCCUGAAUUGAUGGAUGCUCUUAUUCAGGCUUCUAAAGAUGGUGACAAUAGCAAGCUGAGCACUUUAUCUGGUCUCAAAACUGAUGAUGAUGAGGAAGAGAAAGAGGAAGAGGAAGAGGAAGAAGAGGGAAAGGAAGAAGACACCAUAUGUGAAGUGCAGAAAGAUGAGGGACGUGCUAACUAUAUCGAACUGUCAACAAGAUGGUUUGACGGUCUUAUUUACAAGGAUCCAUUGAUUACGAAUGAGGUGUUUUCAGUUCAUAAUGUUGAAUUUGAUCGGCAGGAGUUGCGUAAACUUGUGCGGAAAAUCCAAUCAAUUCAAGAAGAGCCACUUGUAGAUGAAACAGUGUCAGGGAAAGAUGCUUUGUUAACUAGUGCAAAAAGGCCACUUGUUCGUUUCUUACGUUCCCUGGCAAAGAAAUCAUUGGCAGAAUAAAGUGAAACUCUAGUCUAUGAACCAAGGGGUCUCUCCAAAUGAAGGCAAUGCAGCGUCAUUUUAUUCGGGCUUAUGCUAGGUGCUAUGCAGUAAAGACAAGGAUUUCACCAUCCAUUAUUGUGCAUAGUCCGUCACAUCACAAAAACAGUAAACUUGAAACAGUCCUUUUUAACCUAACAGUAUUUGAAUUUUUGAAGUUUUUCUGAUUAUGAUUGCUUGCGGCAAUAGAAUAGACUGUUAUUGUUAAAGGAAUGGUUGGAAAGGAAUCUGCUUCCCUUAUUGAUGAUGACUUGAGACAUCAAAUAGACAAUGGAAAAUGCCGAAAGUGUGAUUCCUGACUGGAACUGGAUGAAGACCUCUUAUGUCUUUUGCAUUGAAUUAUUGUAUGCAUAACAUCAAUAUUUAGCUGAUUCUGUUCAGCAUUUCCAUGAUAUCCACAUGUAAUUUUUCUCAUGCUUACUGCAUGCUUUACAUUGCAUUUGUUUUUGUUUGUUGAAAGGUCCUAAUCUUGUUUUGUUGCCA
This is a messenger RNA of Dioscorea cayenensis subsp. rotundata (Guinea yam), 1490 nucleotides long. RefSeq lists its product as uncharacterized. The transcript is spliced from 7 exons. The coding region runs from base 54 to 968 and encodes 304 amino acids. The record is from RefSeq and is a predicted model, not a curated record. Lineage: Eukaryota; Viridiplantae; Streptophyta; Magnoliopsida; Dioscoreales; Dioscoreaceae.